Molecule: messenger RNA, 1116 nt
Organism: Prunus armeniaca (apricot)
Lineage: Eukaryota; Viridiplantae; Streptophyta; Magnoliopsida; Rosales; Rosaceae
Source: the annotation of a GenBank genome assembly
AUGGCCCGAAGAUCCGUACCAAUCCUCCGCCACCUUCUCACCAAACCAACCACCCCAACCCUCGCCUCAGCCAACCCGACACGAUCCGUCACCUACAUGCCCCGACCCGGAGACGGCACCCCCCGCGCCGUAACCCUAAUCCCCGGCGAUGGCAUCGGCCCCCUGGUGACCAACGCCGUCGAGCAGGUCAUGGACGCAAUGCACGCGCCGGUAUACUUCGAGACCUUCGAAGUCCACGGCGACAUGCCGAAGGUUCCAGACGAGGUGAUCGAGUCGAUCAAGAAGAACAAGGUGUGCUUGAAGGGAGGGCUCGCGACGCCCAUGGGCGGCGGCGUGAGCUCGCUCAAUUUGCAGCUGAGGAGAGAGCUCGAUCUCUACGCUUCGCUCGUCAACUGCGUCAAUCUGCCGGGCCUCGUCACCAAGCAUGAGAACGUCGACAUUGUCGUGAUUAGGGAGAAUACGGAGGGCGAGUACUCGGGGCUCGAGCAUGAGGUUGUUCCUGGCGUCGUUGAAAGCCUUAAGGUGAUCACAAAGUUCUGUUCAGAGCGCAUUGCUAAAUAUGCUUUUGAGUACGCUUACCUAAACAACAGAAAGAAGGUGACUGCUGUGCACAAAGCAAACAUUAUGAAGCUUGGAGAUGGCCUGUUCUUAGAAUCUUGUCGUGAGGUGGCCACAAAGUAUCCUGGGAUCGACUACAAGGAAAUAAUUGUGGACAACUGCUGCAUGCAACUUGUUUCGAAGCCUGAGCAAUUUGAUGUCAUGGUUACACCAAAUCUUUAUGGUAAUCUAGUUGCAAAUACAGCGGCUGGUAUUGCUGGAGGCACUGGUGUCAUGCCAGGAGGCAAUGUUGGGGCUGAUCAUGCUAUUUUCGAGCAAGGCGCUUCUGCAGGGAACGUGGGAAAUCAGAAAAUAUUGGAGAAAAAGAAAGCAAACCCUGUGGCCCUGCUUCUCUCAUCCGCCAUGAUGUUGAGACAUCUGCAGUUUCCUUCCUUUGCUGAUCGACUAGAAACUGCCGUGGCGCGAGUAAUAUUAGAGGGUAAAUGCAGGACAAAAGACCUCGGAGGACAAAGCACCACCCAAGAGGUUGUUGAUGGAGUCAUUGCUGCCUUAGAAUGA